GCCUGGUCUUUAAUGUCUGGUUUCUGUUUUCCCCCUGCUCAGUUGGCAAGAUGGCGUCGGAACCGAACAAGACAGAAAUUCUAACCAUUUUUAAACGUUUGCGCUCUAUACCUACAAACAAGGCCUGCUUUGACUGCUCCGCUAAGAACCCGAGCUGGGCCAGUAUUCCAUAUGGAGUAUUUCUGUGCAUUGACUGUUCUGGGAUCCAUCGCUCUUUGGGAGUACACUUGAGCUUUAUCAGAUCCACAGAGCUGGAUAACAACUGGAGCUGGUUUCAGCUGAGAUGUAUGCAGGUUGGAGGAAAUGCUAAUGCGAUGGGGUUUUUCCGCCAACAUGGCUGUACCACCAAUGACACCAAUGCGAAGUAUAACAGUCGUGCGGCUCAGAUGUACAGAGAGAAGAUUCGACAGCUUGCCAACGCUGCGCUCUCCAAGUAUGGCACUGAGCUGUGGAUCGACAGCUCCGGCUGUGCUCAGCCAUCACCUGUAGAGAAGAGAGAGACUGACUUCUUUGAAGAGCUCACACAGCCUGCCAACAGUUGGGACAUGGCGUCCCCAUCCCUAACAGAUCUGAAUGGAGCUGUAACUGUUAGCCCUCAACUGGAGCAGAGCAGUCUUAAGAGUUCAGAGACUACCAGCACUUUGCCUGAAGAGGGUCCGAGCAUUGAAGGACUGAGCACCAGUCCUAAAGCCACAAUAGAGAUUGAGAACUCAAUGAGAUUGGCGUCUGAAGAGUGUCAAACUCCUGAAGAAAUUAAAUCCUCCAUCAUUGGAAAGAAGAAGCCAGCCACUACAAAGAAAGGGCUUGGCGUUAAAAAGGGUCUCGGUGCCCAGAAGGUGAGCAGCAAGAGCUUCACUGAGGUGGAGAAGCAAGCCCAGGUGGCGGAGAAAAUGAGAGAGGAACAGGUCGCUGAAGCCAAGAAACAAGCUGAAGAGUCCAUGGUGGCCUCGAUGCGACUGGCCUACAAAGAGCUGGAGAUUGACAGGAAGAUAGAGGAGAAGAAAAUGCAGAACCUAGAAGGGAAGAAGAAGCAACAGGCGGAGAGACUGGGCAUGGGAUUCGGGAACAGGAGUGCCGUGUCUCAUUCCGUGAUGUCUGAGAUGCAAGUGAUCGAGCAGGAGACCCCGGUGGGAGUCAAAUCCUCCUCUCGCUCCAAGCUGGACAUGUUUGAUGAGCCUGGCUUUGCCUCGGGACCACCAAAGUACAAGGACAACCCGUUCACAUCAGGAGACAGCUUUGGGUCACGGUGGGACAAUGAUGGAGGAUCAUCGUUCUCCUCCUGGGCUCUGGAGAAGGAUGAACCUAAAGACAGUGAGGUCACCAUCUCAAGCAUCCAGCCAAUCGGAGAAAGGUUGCCCAGCCGACGGAAGCCUGAGGUGUCUGUGCCAGCCGCGGAGUCUAGCGAAGCACGAGAGAAGUUCGCCAAUGCUAAAGCCAUCUCAUCGGACAUGUUCUUCGGCCGCGAGAGCAACCCAGAGUAUGAAGCAAAGACUCGUCUCGAGGGCAUGUCUGGAAGUACCUCCAUCAGCUCUGCCGACCUGUUUGGUGACGGCAGUGUGCGUUCCUCUGGCUCAUCAGGAUUCGAUAACGUGCUUCCCUCUGGUCCAGACAUCGCCCAGUUCAAGCAAGGUGUGAAGACAGUGGCAGGCAAGAUGGCAGUGCUGGCUAAUGGGGUUAUGAACACCAUUCAGGAUCGCUACGGAUCUUACUGAAAGGACUGCAUUCGACUGAAAUGGAAGUUGCAUCAAACAGGACACGCCUCACUGCUGAUUGGAUCUGGUCUGUCUUUCCUACAUGAACACACACAUCAGAGAGAGAGAGAAGGGAGCGAGAGAGCAACACGAAGACCUGGGAACUCCCUCUCUCUCUCCCCCAGACCACUGUAGACUCUUGCUGACAGUAUUUUUUUUUUUUUUUUUUUUUUAAGACUCUUGUUUUAUUUUCAGAUAACAACAGAAGCGCUUGACAGAGUGUAAAGUCUGUUUUCAGAGUCACAGUGCUUUCUGUUUGAAAUAACAGUCCUGUUUUCUAUGCCAUGUACUGGUCUUUGAUUUCAAAUAGUUAUGGAUUUGAAAGUGUUCUGUCUGUAAUUAAAUGUAUAACUGAACUUCUAGUGCUAAUAUGUUCUAAUGGCUUUCUUUUUUGUAUUUUAACGCUCUCCAGAGACCUCAGUGCAUUCAGUAAACAAGGAAAGGGAACCCCAUAUGGUAUAUUUAUAAAUUGAGCCCAUUUCCUAAACACAAUCUUUAAAAUUGAUGCAUUAUCAUAAUUUUACAUUGUUCGUAAUUAUGAGAAAGUUUGAGUGAUUUAAGUGAUGAAAUAACAGUAACAUUGUGCAAUAUGUCCUCGCAUGUCAAGGACGAGUUCUUGAGCUUUUUUGUGGAUGUGUGAGUGAUACCUGGGAGUUUGAGUUUCAGGACAGAUUAUUUGAAUCUGAAUCACGUUUGUUUUGCAUGCCAGCAUAAGCCGUAGACACUGGUGCUGUACAGUGAGUCAGAUUUCCAGCAUUCACUCGUCGUAUUUACAGAUAAACUGCUCAAGAAACCAAGCUGACUGAGGAGGUUUACAGUGAUGUGAUCUAAUCGACACAAUUUAAUACGACUCUCAGUUUAGAUGAUAAAACAGCAGCUGACAAAAUAGAUUUUUUAUUUAAAAUUCACCCACUGAUGUGAUGUCGUCUGUUUUCUAGUACAUGCAUUACAGCCUUUCUUUCCUCUUCUUUUGGGUUUAUGUCAGACUGGGAACUGGUGGAUGGUAUUUGUCUGCUAAAUUAAAAAAAUAAAGAACAACAAUCCAACGACCGCCUGGAAUUAAAGCUUUUUAUUGUGGCCUGUUGAGAAUUAUGUGAAUAAAGAAUGAAAUCCCC
Molecule: messenger RNA, 2866 nt
Organism: Rhinichthys klamathensis goyatoka
Lineage: Eukaryota; Metazoa; Chordata; Actinopteri; Cypriniformes; Leuciscidae
Gene: arfgap2
Product: ADP-ribosylation factor GTPase activating protein 2
Exons: 17
Coding region: 51-1712 (553 amino acids)
Biological process (GO): COPI coating of Golgi vesicle
Molecular function (GO): GTPase activator activity
Source: RefSeq, a predicted model, not a curated record